GUUGUAUCUGAAGCGGAUGUUCGAAAUUCCUUAAUGCAUUAGUAAAUGAAGGUCUUUUGCUUAAAACAACAGUCACCAAAAAUGGAGUUCCAAAAAGUUAUCAAUAUUGCGAGAAAACAGCAAACAUAUUAAUCAAAGUUGAUAAAACGUACCGGAACAUGUAUUCAAUUCAUUUUAAGACCGAUACACUGACUCGUCUGUGAAUUAGUUUGGAAAAAGUAUUGCGUUUGCACUUGCCCCCAUAAACGGGGCAAGUGCAAAUUUUGAAAUUUUUUCACAAAAGCACCGUUACUUUUUACCAACAUUUUUUAAUUUUUCACUACCAAUGGGAAUUUGUUGAGAACUAUUUUAGUGAUACAACGAACGAUAAUUGAUAAUUUUUGAACAUAUACAUAUUUUUCUAGGACAUGUGAAAAUUGAACUAUGGUGAAAACCGUUUGCACUUGCCCCGGUGUACCUUACAUAAAACAAUAGUUUUUUUGAUUUGUUUGGUUCCGGCAUGAAAUUUUGUCUUAAACGAUUACAACUCUUCAAAAACUGCUCAGUUUUUUUUUGUCGAAACGUUAAAAAAAUGCUGCAACGAAUUUCUAUUAGCCUCACCACAACCGGAAUCGCAGUUCCAGUUGCUGAGUGUGGUCGAGGCUUACACAUUUGCUCUCGACUCUCCCAAACGAUGUGGGAAGUGGGAGCUCAACGAAAUAACAUAGCCAUCGCAUGGUGUGGGUGGAGGGUGAGGUGCGGGUUAUCGUCUUCAUUCGACAGCACUGCGUCAAGCUUACUGCUAGUUAUCAUUUCUGUCUUCAGUAAGUUUUCUAAACAAAACACAACAACCUAGUUCUCUAAAUUGACUCUAUUUUGUAAAAUGAAUGUGUAUGCCGUCUGUCGGAUGUGCAUAUCCGAAAAACUACGAUUGCGGUCAAUUUUCCUUGAGUACGGUCAUUGCAACAUGGUAAAAAUUAUCUCUGAAGUUCUGCACCUAAACAUCUCCGACGACGAUGGUUUGCCUUCUAACAUCUGUAAGCCCUGUGCCAACACACUGCUCAAGAUGCAGAAUACCAUAGACACGUUUCGACAGAACGAUCAGAAGCUCAGGACCCUGAUCUUUAGUAACGAUGCCGGUAACGAAAUAAUCGAAGGAUGUCAAAAUAAUUCUAAUCUAGAUUCGGAACUGAUAAAGAUGCCAGCUGCAGAACACUUAAAUAUGGUAAUCAAGGAAGAAUCCAUUGAUAUUUUGGAUGUUGCUCCGCCGAACAAUGAGUUUGUAUUGUGUGACGAUGCGAAGGAUGAACCAAACACUGCUGAAGCUGAAGCAAUCACGGAAGAAUUACUUCAGCCUCAAUCACCACGAAUAGCAGUCAAAAAAAGGCGAGCUCACGACCCAGAAAAAAUGUCACGGAAGCAGCUGAAAAAUCUUCCAGGAAGGCCACGCCUGCACGAUCACAAGUGCUACAUAUGUAACGUCGAUCCGUUCGAUUCCUCUAAGGCUCUGCUAGAUCAUCUGACCACUCAUCAGGAAAUGGUUCCCUCAACGUGUACGAGCUGUGUAAUGGAAACGGUGGUCCUAAAAAAUGCUCGCGCCCUCAACAACCACAAGAAGAUGCACGCACAACCCCUCAAAUGUGCGUACUGCGAUCGGCGAUACUGUGAUAACACCGCUCGGGACAUCCACGUGCAAUCGUAUCACAUGGGUGAGGGGGCACCCUGUCCUUCACCGUGUGACGAGUGCGGAAAAAUAUGCCGAUCCCAACUGGCGCUCAAAAAUCAUCUUCGAGAGCAUAAAACGCAUCUCCCGUGCCCCAAAUGUGAAAAGGUUUUUCACAAGCCCAGCAAACUGAAGAUGCACAUAGCUCGGGCGCACGAAAACAAGGAUCGAUACAAAUGCGAAAUUUGUGAUUCCGUGAUCACCUCCCUCGAAGGUUAUAAUAUUCACCUGAAAAAGCAUGGCGAACGGCAGUAUGAAUGUGAAGUCUGUCACGCCAAAUUUCAUAGUGUAGCGAACCUUUGCACUCAUAAAAAGAUUCACGAAAAAAACGACAACUAUCGGAGACCUAAAGACUGGAAGGAUCAAUACACUGUAAGUUACGACGAAGACAAAACUCGCUACCUUCGAUGUCAUCAUUGUGGCAAAACCGCGGCUUGCACAGCUAGUGCUAUGGUCAUGCACAUAAAGAAACAUUUCAAGACUAUCGAAUGUGAAUUGUGUGGGGUAAAAUUCUCCACCAAAGAGAAGAUUCGGGUACAUAUGUCGGUGCACACCAAGGAGCGUAAUUUUCGGUGUGAGUUUUGCGGGAAGGACUAUCUAUGUCGGUCCAAUCUGAAACGGCAUAUCCGGACGGCGCAUCAAUCGAAGGAGUAUAUGUAGAUUUCUAUGGAAUCAUUCAACGCUGCGAAUAGGUGACACUUCGUGAAGAUGACUUGUUUGUGGAGCAAUCACUAGCAUAUUUUAUGUUUUCCCAUGUAUGCUAAAUGAAUGAACUUAACUUUUCUCCAAAUAGAUUAUUUGAACAUCCUAUGACAUAUACCUUUUUUGUGAAGAAAGCCACGUGAUAACUUCUCGCGGACUCGCGGACAUCGGCUCAGGAGACUAACAGACUUGCCAACUGAG
Uranotaenia lowii is the source of this 2605-nucleotide messenger RNA. Its product is annotated as zinc finger protein 62 homolog. Bases 863 to 2362 code for a protein of 499 amino acids. Lineage: Eukaryota; Metazoa; Arthropoda; Insecta; Diptera; Culicidae. The record is from RefSeq and is a predicted model, not a curated record. Gene Ontology annotation, cellular component: nucleus. Gene Ontology annotation, molecular function: zinc ion binding. The transcript is spliced from 3 exons.